ACCCCUUUCUAUACAAUAACCACCACAAGUACCAACACCAUUCAGCAUGUCUCUCAAACCCAUCACCCUCUGGGGCCACACCCAAGGCCCCAACCCCUGGAAAGUGGCCAUGGUACUCGAAGAACUCGAACUCCCCUACAAAACGAGAUACGUAGCUUCUGGAGACGUCAAAAAAGAACCUUUUACCCUCGUCAACCCCAACGGCCGCGUCCCCGCUAUUGAGGAUCCUAACACGGGAAUCACACUAUGGGAGUCCGGCGCCAUCAUUGAAUAUCUGACCGAAACAUACGACAAAGACAACAAAAUCAGUUUCCCGGCUGGUACCCCCGAGUUCUUCGAAACGAAACAAUGGCUACACUUCCAGAUGAGUGGGCAGGGCCCGUACUUCGGUCAGGCUGUUUGGUUCCGACGACACCACCCUGAAGUGGUUCCUAGUGCUCAGGAGAGAUACAAGAAAGAGGUUCUUCGGGUGUCAUGGGUGCUGGACAACGUCCUAAAAGACAGGGAAUAUCUGGUCGGUGGACGGUAUAGCUACGCGGACAUCUCGUUCGUGCAGUGGUACAAUUACUUUGGAGCCGCUACGGAUAAUGAUGUUGAUCUGGAGAAGGAAUACCCGAACCUUUACGCCUGGCUGGAAAAAAUCAAGGCAAGACCGGCCAUCUCUAAGACGGCCAGUCUACAGAAGGAAGCAAUCGCGAAUGAAACGCACUGA
Messenger RNA from Aspergillus costaricaensis CBS 115574, 712 nucleotides. Its product is annotated as glutathione S-transferase family protein. The record is from RefSeq and is a predicted model, not a curated record. Bases 47 to 712 code for a protein of 221 amino acids. Lineage: Eukaryota; Fungi; Ascomycota; Eurotiomycetes; Eurotiales; Aspergillaceae. The transcript has a single exon.